AUGCUAUUGAAGGUUUUCUUCAUUGGUGUUGGUCUUAGAAAGCCAACGACAGAAUCCCUCGAAAAGUUCACAUGGCUCAAUUUCCCUGAUCCGAACGUCCUAUUCUUCCGCAUGACGAUACUGGAUAUGGAGAGGAGUAUGCUUCUUCUCAAAGCCGUCGCUGCUCCAUCUGUCUGGAUUCUUUUCUUCAUCCAGGUACAUAGAGCCUUACUCUGCACAUUCACAAUCAUAACCAGCGAAGAAGCGCCAUGGGAUAAAGCGGAAGUUGCUAAAGCACUCUCUGCUCAAAGUGAAGGUGCUUGUCUCAAGCAGUGUCUAGAAGAUUUCCCAGAAUGUUUCAUCGUAGCCACAGCUAAAGUCGACGAGGGGGUACAGUGUUCCCUUUUCAAUGAACGCUCCGUUCCACAAAAUUACGUCGAAGAAAUGUACGAGACGUAUACCGCUGGCGAAAAUAUAUACAUAUUGGAUCGAGCCAGAAACAACAACAACGCAUGUCCUUCAGCAGAUACCGUGCUCCCGGCCUGA
Messenger RNA from Haemonchus placei, 525 nucleotides. Lineage: Eukaryota; Metazoa; Nematoda; Chromadorea; Rhabditida; Trichostrongylidae. The record is from the annotation of a GenBank genome assembly.